Tigriopus californicus is the source of this 1332-nucleotide messenger RNA. RefSeq names its product methylglutaconyl-CoA hydratase, mitochondrial-like. NCBI's taxonomy places the organism in Eukaryota, Metazoa, Arthropoda, Copepoda, Harpacticoida, Harpacticidae. Gene Ontology annotation, molecular function: enoyl-CoA hydratase activity. The transcript has 4 exons. Gene Ontology annotation, biological process: fatty acid beta-oxidation. The record is from RefSeq and is a predicted model, not a curated record. Gene Ontology annotation, cellular component: mitochondrion. Bases 451 to 1251 code for a protein of 266 amino acids.
CCUCCAAAAUUUGCAUUGAAUGGCUUCAUAUUUCCUUUUCGACGGGACAACAGGUCAUCCAGGUUAAUCCGUCCUCUCUGUAGAAAGAAAUAAUAAAAUAGUUUAGUGGAAUCGACGGAGUUUGGCCCGAACGUUUUUCAGUUUGACCUGGAAUCAGACUGGUUAGGCUGCCCGGAGAUUUCCCUCAGAAACCCAUGGAUGCUAGCUGAGAUCAAGUAGGCCUGAGAUGACACGCUCAACCUUUAAAAAUGGAUUCCUUACUACCUAGAAUCAAGAGUUGAAUUGUUCCUUUGGCUCAGUCCACAGAUUACGCUUUGAACCCUGUCCAAAGGACGUGUCCCAAGUGUACCAGUCGUCCCACUGCCCAAUCCCGCUUCAUCGGGUUUAACGUCCUCCACGACUCAGACCUUCAUUUUUGACCUAUUCUGUCAAAUUUCCUCUUGGCCGAUCAUGGUUAUUCGACAUUCAAUCAAGGCUUUAAGCCUGACCUUGGGUCGGAGUUGUGAGCCUUUAUGGUGGCGAUCCCCUUGGGUUCCUUCCGCCCGUGGGGUGAGCACGGGCCCCGUCAACGGCCAGGAUGACGACUUAAAGGUCCAGUACUUAGACGGCCCUCAAGCGGGCAUUGUGGUUUUGGGCCUCAAUCGACCCCAAGCCAAAAAUUCCUUCAGUAAAAACCUGGUGCGACUUCUAUCGGAGGCGGUCGAAGCCGUGCGGUUCGACAAGAAUUGCAAGGUGACGAUUGUUUAUAAAUACUUAACUAAUUGUCAUUCCUCUCAUUAUGAAGGAGGAGGUUUGGAAAUGGCAAUAGCCUGUGAUUUACGAGUGGCAGCCGAUUCGGCCAAAAUGGGGCUGGUUGAGACGAAAUUGGCCAUCAUUCCCGGUGCGGGUGGUACGCAACGUUUACCGAGGUUGGUGGGCCCGGCUUUGGCCAAAGAGUUGAUUUUUACGGCCAAAGUUCUGAAUGGUGCGGAUGCGGCCAAAUUUGGCCUGGUCAAUCAUAGUGUGGAGCAGAAUAAAGCCGGCGAUGCGGCCUUUGAAAGAUCCCUAGCCCUGGCCGAACAGAUUAUUCCGAAUGGUCCCGUGGGUGUGCGAAUGGCCAAAGUGGCGAUAAAUAGAGGCAACGAGGUCGAUUUGAGCACGGGUUUAGCCAUUGAGGAAGCUUGUUACGCCCAGGUCAUCCCUACCAAAGACCGAUUAGAAGGUCUAAAAGCUUUUGCAGAGAAAAGGAAGCCCUCUUUCUCCGGUGAAUAACGACAACAACGCUCAUUGUGUUCAGAAACCAUUGUUCAUUCUGCCUCAACAUAACAUAGUAAUAAAUGUAUUUAUACCAUG